AUGAAGUUUAUUGACGAUGCAUCUGUUGAAGAUCGAAUGGAGGAACAGAUCAUUGAGGCUGUCGCUGAGAGUAUGCUGGUGGAAGCUGCUGUCGAGCUGCAAGAAGAAGCAGCUGGUGAAACUCUAGCCUUCCUUAAAACCAAAGUUGAAGCCUUAGAGGACUCCCUCUUUUCUAUGCAAAUUGCCACGGCGAUGGCUGCCUCUGCCCAGGGUACUGAAGAGAAGACUGCAGUGCAGAAAGAUGGAAAGGAUGAAGAGAAGAACGAUGUUAUUCUUGGCAAUGAAAAGAAGCAAGCCACGAGCAAGGAGGCAGUAUACGGUGGCAGCGCGCCUAUACCCACGGGAUACAUUUGCCUCUUUGUCGCCCUUGGAGCGGCGGUGGUGGUUGGGUGCCUUGUGCGAGAAGGGCUAAAGCAGCGGGCCAAUGAUCAGAAGAGAAUCGCUGCGAUGGAGAGAGAGCAAAACGAGAUGAGGCAGGAGCUGCGGGAGUAUGCCAGUGACCAGGUGAGGAUUUCGGGGAUAGAGGAGGUGCAAAAAGAGAUAGUAAAGGAAAUUCGGCAGCGGGUCAAUGACCAAGCGAGGAUUGUGGCAGUGGAGAAGGUGCAAACUGAAAUCACACGAAAACAAAGAGCCAUUGAACAGGAACAGAGAGUGAUGGAGCAAGCACAGAGGGCCAUGGCUCAGGAGCAAAACAAAAUGACACGCAAACAGACUGUCCUGGCACAGGAGCUCAGUGAGAUUUCAGAGGAACAGAUAUUUAUGGCCUGGGAGAUAGAACAGGAGCAAACCGCAAUGGAAUCAAAAUCGGCAAGAGAAAAGGCGAUGUUGAAGGAUGAGGUGGCAACCGUGAAAGACGAGGCGCACAAAGCCCAAACGAAAUCUAAGUGGGCAACCUACGCAUCUGUUCCGGGGUUGCUCUCGACGGCUGUACAAGUGGCUUUCUGGUUUUGGUGA
Messenger RNA from Seminavis robusta, 954 nucleotides. The record is from the annotation of a GenBank genome assembly. NCBI's taxonomy places the organism in Eukaryota, Bacillariophyta, Bacillariophyceae, Naviculales, Naviculaceae.